Messenger RNA from Trichomonas vaginalis G3, 1293 nucleotides. Its product is annotated as armadillo (ARM) repeat-containing protein family. Lineage: Eukaryota; Parabasalia; Trichomonadida; Trichomonadidae. Gene Ontology annotation, molecular function: protein phosphatase regulator activity. Gene Ontology annotation, biological process: signal transduction. The record is from RefSeq and is a predicted model, not a curated record. Gene Ontology annotation, cellular component: protein phosphatase type 2A complex. The transcript has a single exon. The coding region runs from base 1 to 1293 and encodes 430 amino acids.
AUGAGUGUGAAUACCGUUGGUACUCCUAGAGGGCCACGGCAUGGUCCACACACCCUCACUGCAUCGCAUAGCUACUCUAAUAUGCCGAUUCAGAUAAAGGCAGAUUAUAUAACAAAGCAAACAGACGUUUCCAAAAAAAGUACAGAUAAUCUUCCAACGUUACCAAAAUCUCAGGGAUCUAAGCGAGCUAUAUCACCAACAAGCGAGAAUUUAGUCCUUUUACUAAAAAGGCUGAUGUUAACAGACAACCAAGAUCAUGAAAAGAGAGCGCUCGUUCUAAAUGCAUUAUAUCCAUUCGUUACACAGAGCUUAUUGAGAUUUAGUACUGCUUCUAUUGAUCUUUUCUAUCAAGGAUUAGCAUUCGUUAUGGAAGCACCACCUCCUUACGCUGAACCAUCUGUUUAUUACAAAAUCAUCGUUUUUCCAGCAAAAAGACAUACAACUGAUAUAUCAUAUGCUUAUGGAAUACUUCAGAAGUUAAUACCGGUUUUUCCAAAAAUAAUUCCGCCACGACUAAUUAAAGCGUUAGUACGACGGCUAUCAUCGGCAUCUGUUAGCGACAGAGAAACUGCACGAGAUAUGCUUAUUUCUCUCGAUUCAAAUUUAUAUUUUCCAAUAAUUUUAUCUAACAUAACAUCCAUGUUAGUCCCACCUCCAGUUCAUGGGAUGAUUGUCAUACUUGAAACGAUCACAAAGAUUUUAGAUGGAUUUCCGCAAAAUGAUCCAAAAUUACCGACAAACCCAUUGUUCACAGCAAUAAAACUCAUACAUUUUGCAUCACACUAUGCAACAUUCUUUGAUCCACUUAUAAAUGUCCUUAAAUCUUUAUUCAAAAGAAAUGAAAAUUACGCGAUCGAAAUGAGACCGUUUUUAUUGAAUCAUUGGCCUGUUGAAGACCCUCCUAAAUGUGCUUUAUUCAUGAAAGAAGCUAAGAAGAUAUGCAAAAUCGGUCCACCAGUAGAUUUUGAUGUCUGGCAGAAAUAUUCAAGUAGAGCAAGUUCUAUUUACAUGCCAGUUGCGAUAGAGAGCCUUAAGUUUAUUAAAAAGACAAUACCUUUUAUAGGAAACAAUAAUAUUCAGGAAAUAAGAUACCUAGUUGAAGCAGCUGCAGAAGAACACUGGUGUGAUAUUGUGCAGGAAGAAGCCCAGAAACUUCUUCCUCUCCUUCCUCCAGCAGAGCCUUUGCCGCCAAAGAAAAUUCCUAUCAAUACAUGGAUAGAUCUAAGAGAGAUCGCCAAACAGAACUAUCCAGAAGAAACAUUUUCACGUGCGCGUGGAAGAAAACCUCGUUAA